AUGGAACCCACUUCAAACGAAAUUAUAAAGGAAGUCAAAUUAAUAUGUCGGGAAGCAAUCUCCUCAGGGGAUCAAGAAGAGUUAACACCACGGACGAUAAUCAAUGAAUUGGUCAAGAGGCUUUCGGUAGAUGAAGUAUAUUUUAAACAAAAAGAAAUCAAAAUGUUAAUCAAGUCUACUGCAGCUUCUACUCUUGAAGAGACGAGUGGUUCAGAUGAUGAAUCAAAGGCAAAAGAAGAUUCUAUCAGUGUCAAACAAUCUUCUCCUGAAGCUCAAGUACCUUCUGAAUCUUCAUCGCAAACGAAACCUAAAUCUAGCGCUAAAGGCCGCAAAUCUACCAAAAAAGAGAAAAUAAAAGAUACAUCAUGUGAACCUCAGGUCUCUGAAAGUUCAAAGCCUAAAAUUGAGCUUACUGCCAGUGAUAGUGGGGAAUCUUCAAAAUCUGAAUCUGUUAAACAAAAGGCACCUCGAAAACGAGGUCCAAAGACGGAAAAGAAGAAUGAAAUCAAAUCAGCGCAGUUUCUCGAUUCCGAUGGUGAGCCCGUGGCCGAAUCACCUCCGACCAUCGCACCACCUUCAAAGGCUAAACGGAAGUCGACUGGUGAGGAUCAUGAAUCAGCACCCCCAGCAAAACAAUCCAAGACAAAAUCGAAAGCAACAAAAUCAACUAAGGUUUUGUCAACAGAUGAUAAACAUGCAAAAGAAAUCAAGCGAUUAAAGGGUUAUGUGAUCGCAUGUGGAGUUCGAAAACGAUGGGCACAAGAAUUUGCUUCAUGUAAUACUCCACAGUCACAAAUCCAACGGAUCAAGAUCAUCUUAUCAGAAUUAGGAAUGCCAAAUCGAUAUUCAAUGAGUAAAGCAGAAGAGAUUAGACAAAAGAGAGAAUUGGCAGAUGAUUUGAAUUCAUUACAACCUAGUCAAGAUGAUGAUGUUGAUGAAGAUGAUAAAAAGAAGAAUAAAAAAGGUAAGAUGGUGAUUGAUUCGGAUGGAUCGGAUAAUGAUGAUCAGGAUCAGGAUGGAGCAGAAGGAAAAACAAAAGUCAAGAAAAAUCCAUACGCGUUUUUAGGUCAAAACGAGGGUGACGAUAGCGACUGA
This is a messenger RNA of Melampsora larici-populina 98AG31, 1095 nucleotides long. RefSeq lists its product as uncharacterized. Gene Ontology annotation, cellular component: nucleus. Bases 1 to 1095 code for a protein of 364 amino acids. The record is from RefSeq and is a predicted model, not a curated record. Lineage: Eukaryota; Fungi; Basidiomycota; Pucciniomycetes; Pucciniales; Melampsoraceae. The transcript is spliced from 8 exons.